Molecule: messenger RNA, 4144 nt
Organism: Parasteatoda tepidariorum (common house spider)
Lineage: Eukaryota; Metazoa; Arthropoda; Arachnida; Araneae; Theridiidae
Cellular component (GO): extracellular region
Molecular function (GO): chitin binding
Source: RefSeq, a predicted model, not a curated record
AUUACUAUCAGCUGACACAAACUGGCAGCUCGCACUUUAUAGGUUGGUGACGCAUACGAGCCGCUCGCCAAUUUUCGCCUAUCAAAUCCAAAUUGAUUGAAUGUUUGUUCUAUUGCUAAACGCAAGGUGCUGUGAAAGUAUGCUUUCUCUUUUUUGAUAAAGUGUAUGGUUAUAGAAAGGAUUUAAUGUGCACUUCCGAGUAAUUUCUUUAGCAGGAAGCUUUAAGAAAGUGUGGAUUGGAUAUUGCUUUUUCUUGUAGAUGAAUGGAAUCCGUCAUGUUGGUGGAUUGAUCCAAAAUUUCUUGCUUAAGGAUGGGUGUAUGGUUGGCUGUAAUAGGAAUGUUUUUACUAAAUGCUGCUUACAUAGCUUCUGAUGAUAGCUACGAAAGAGCUAAGUUGUAUAUGGAAGCAUGCGCAAAACAAGAGCUCUUUGCCUCAGUUCCACCUCUUAAUUUCACUUGUGACAAUAAAAUAGCCGGUGGAUACUAUGCAGAUAUCGACACUGGCUGUCAUAUAUUUCAUUUAUGUGCUCCAAGCAAUCUCCAGACCCUAACAGAUCACCCUUUUUGUUGCCAUCCAGAGCUAGUGUUUGACCAGAGAUUCCUUGUCUGUGAUCGUCCAGAAAAUGUAGACUGUCCGGUCUCUAAUAGAUAUUACAGUGAUCAAUUCGAUGGUCCUGUCAAAGUACAACAGCGUGAAGAAGAGCAGGCUAGGAACCAAAACAGACAGUCAAGAGAAAAUGAAGCUGAAUCAUCAGAAAGUGAAGAGAUUGAAGAAGAUGAUAAAUCAUCGGAAUUCGAUGAAAGCAUCGAAGUUGGCGAUCAGUUGGCUGAUAAUCCUGGAAAAGCAGUGACUCUUCCACCUGCAUUCAGACAAUUGUGAUUAUACUGCUAGUUAGUAAUUUAUUAUUGAUUGCCAAGAAACUUCAUAAGAAUGUAUCUGACAUUAGCCAUGCGCUAAUAUUCUGUUAAUUCUGAAGUCAAAACAAUAAAUACUAAUGAAUUUGAUACAGUUGAAGUUCCUCAAGAACAUUCAGACUCUAUAAGUGUGACAAUGAUUUAUAUCGAAAGUUGCUUUCAAAGUAAAAGUGUUGCUUUUUCAGUGAUGGUUUUUGUAGAUGGUUAAUUAAUAAUGUACCCUUUUAAAUGUGUUUAAUCAUUGCUUUAGUAGCAAAGGCAGAACAUGCAGUUGAAUGUCAAGUUUUAAAUUUUAAAGUAAAUGAUAUUUUUGAAUUAAAGUAAGAUUGCAUUUUCUACGGAAGUAAUUUCAGGAGAAAAGACUUGGACACUUUUCUGGUAAGUAGCAGAUCGUAAAAAUUUCGUAGAAACAGUUUACCAUGGCAUGUCACUGAAUGAAACGCAAAUUGUGUGAGAAUUUUGGUGUACCAAACAUUGAACUUUUACGCUAUGUCUUUGAACUUUGGUAGCUGUUUUUAGAAUAUCUGGCUAUUGACAUUUUGAAAAACAAUGCAAAGUUUUCAGUUGGAUUACCUUCGCAUUGGCUGUACUUUUUAUUUGCAACUAAUUCAACUUCAAAUGAGGUUCUUCUGAUAAAAUUUAUUUAGAAGCAGUUAGAAAGAAAUUAGAACACAAAAUAAUUCAUUGUGACACUUAUUUUGAAUUUAACGAAAUACUACCACUAACUGUUAUUUGAGAUAUACCACUGCUAUGCCAGAUUUCUAUAGGCGUAUACACCUAUCCGUCAGAAAUUUCUGAAAUUUAAAAUUUCUUUUUCUACAAUAAUGCCUUUAGAAGAACCUUUUUAUUUGAGCAGCAAUCAUGCUUUAGGUUUUUGUACCUAAAAUAAUGUUUUUAGAAGAACUUUUUCUUUGAGCAGCAAUCAUGCUUUAGGUUUUUAGACCCUAAAAUAAUGUCAUUAAGGAGAACCUUUUUAUUUGAGCAGCAAUCAUGUUUUUGGUUUUUUUUCAAGAGAGAAAAACAUUGGAAACUAUUUCUGAUCAAAGGGGUCAUUUAUCGAAUUAAUUAAAACCAACUGUUAAAUUAGUAAAAGCAACGAUAUUAAAUGUACCAUUCAAAACUUCAGGAUUUACACUGGUCUUACAGAUUUUUAUUAGUGGUAAUAAAUUUACUUUAACACUUGUAAAAACAUUCUCUUUUAAGGAUAACACUUGAAUAUUUUAAAAUUUGAGAUCUACCUUAGAUUUCUUAUAAAAAUAACAUGUAGUGGUAAUCACAAGUGUAUUAAAAAAUCGAAGUUUGUUUAAUUUUUGUUACCAUUUUUAAAAUUCGCAAGACCAAUAGGAAUUUCUAUUUAAGGAGUUCUAAAAAUAACAUUUGAAAUAAGUAAUGCAUUUUUUAAUGAUUUAUUUUUAAAAUAUUAAUUUAUUGUAGGUGUUGUAAGCGUUAGCAUAUUUGUGUUUAAUUGGGUACAUUUUUAUAAAUAUUAUUUGCCAAAUAAUGUGUUGAACGUUUAGGUGGUUUAUUGCAUUUGUAAUGUGUAUGUGUAGCAUCAAAAUGAAAUUAACAGAAUUAUCAAAUAAACUAUAAAAUGAAAAGUAACCAAACUAAAAAAAUAUAAUGCACAUUCUUUUUAUAUUAAAAUUAGAAAAUAAAAAAUUGGUUGAAUUAACAUGUACAUGUAUAUAGAAAGAAUUUCAAGAUUUUGACUGUUUAAACUAACUAAAAUCAGGUGCCCAUUUUCGUCAAUAAUUUGUUUGUGUAUGCUUUUUAUUAACUGAAUAUUAACUAUUAACUGAAUUUAUAAUUAAUUGAUCUAUCGUUAGCUGAAAACCUGCUAUUAAUUGAACUGUUUAUUAUUGACUUCCAUGUAAGAAGACACUAUUCCAGGAAAUAAAACCUUCAUAGCAAAUUUUCUUUUACCCACGAAAGUAAUUUAAGGUAGAGAAGCAAUAAAUUCAUGCAAACCCUUAAUAAACCAUGAAGUUUCAAAUGCUAAAAAAAUGUUUUAAAAAUAUCAAAAUACAAACAAAUUACCGAAUUACUUCUCCACUGCGCAAUCCUUAGUUAUCCUGUCUUAACUUUUUUUGUGAAAACUGAGUUCUGUGCGCAAAGUGAGUUCAGAUGAAACUAGAGAAAACCAUGAAGUUUGCAAACGUUGAGAAAAUGUUUUUAAAAUAUCUUCUCUGCGCAAUCUUGAGUUAUCCUGCCAUUAUUCGUUUGCAUUAUAAUAUUUAGAAAAUACAUUUCAGCAUUUGAAACUUUAUGGUUUACUUUAGGUUUUUAUGAAUUCAUAUUUUCUAAACUUUAAAAUACCAAUGACAGUAAUAGGUGAAACAGAAUUUGUCAUUAAAGGUUUCUUCCGCAGUAUAGCGUUCUCUCAACCUUUAUGUCAUACCUGCCAACUAGCACAGUUGAUGAGUAAAGUAUUUCAUAUUAGUAACAGCAUUUCUGCUUUAAAAUAUAAAUCUCGGUUUUUAAAGUUUCAAAAAGAAUUGCCUUUCUCUCUAUGGCAAAUGAUUAAUUUAAAUUUAUGUUGAAAUUAUUUGAUUGGUAGAUAUGCUUGAUAGUGUUAGUUUAAAAUAUUUUCCUAUUUUAAUUAUUAUUUUACUACCUCUCUGCGAAAUUCUUCCUAAUAACCAUUUAAGUUGGCAGCAAUGAAAUAUACUUAAAAAAAAGAAAAAAGUUCAAUAAUAGAGUUAUGUUAACAUUUUAAAAAAAUACUUCUACAAUGAAAUAUUUCUAAUUAAUUUAAAUUGAUUUUCUAUUUUUCCAAUAGUAUAUUUUUGGAUAGUUUCAUUUUGAGAAAACGAUUUUUUGCAUGCAAAACACAUCAAAAUCAAUUUUGACUAUUAAAAACUUCAACUUCACUUCAAUGUACUUAAAAAGUUAUUACAGCUCAAUAAGAGAGUUUAAGUGUUAAGCCAUUGUGGUCUUUCUAUGUCUGUGCCAAACGUAUGCAUAUAGUUCACACCAUUUCAAUGUAAAAAUUAUUAAACAGUUUCUGUUUAUUUUCACUUCCGAAUGUUGAAGUUUUGUUUAAUGUUACAAAGCACUUUUGGUGAUCAGAUUAGUAUGUGUUGCUUAAUAAUUCUGAAAUUAUUCUAAAACAAGUGUUACGUAUAAAUGUUUUUUUUUUUCAACAUGUUUGUUAUUUCAUUUUAGUUUAGCUCUAACUAUUUUGUGACUUGAUGUUAUUUUGCUUAUUAAAAUAUACUUUGAAACAUU